ACAGAGCUCAUGCAGUUGAGCUCAAUUGGAACAAGAAGUCGGACUCUCAAUCGCAAACUUACAAAACAGCUGUUAGCGCGCGUUUCUUCCCUAUUUCUCUCUCUCUCUCGCUUUCUUUGUCUACCUCGCUCGCUUACUCACAAGCUAACAACUUACGAUAAGCAAAGCUCAAGUGGUCGCAUCAUUCUGCUAGACAGUCCGUAGAAAAAACAACGCACAUUAUAGCCAGUUUAAAAGAUAGAACAACAGCAGCUUAAGGACUUCAGUAAACAAUUCAAGAAAUUAAAAAUUAUAAGAGCAGCUUUCACGAAAAAAUGCAAAUGCUACUGCUCUUAGUUGUUGCGUGCGUAGCUCUUAGCCAAACGCAGGCGUACUCGGCACUGCAAGAUGCUCGGAUUAUAGCUGAGUAUAAACGGCAGCUGGGACUUAAUCAUGCCAAGAUCGCGCGUCAAUUGGUCCAUAGUGCCAACUGGGCAUCUGUGGGCAGCAUAUCGACGAAUCAAAUUGUGAAAGAUUAUCCCAUGGUUAACAUCAUAUCUAUUGACGACAAUAGCCUGGAGGGCAAGUCUUCGGGUGUAAUUCGUUUUCUGCUAACCGAUUUGGAUUUCACGGGCCCGGACUGGCAAAGCAAUAACAAAGUGACUUUCAUGUUUACGGAUGAGCAGACGCUGCACUGCAAAAACGCCAACAAGGAUCCAAUGGAGCCUACCUGUGCGCGUGUUAUAAUCAGCGGUCAGGUUAAAAAGCUCCCACAGAAUGAACCUAGCUACAAACCUGCCCUUAAUAUAUUCAUUAAUCGUCAUCCGGCAGCGGUUAACUGGAUAAAAGAACAUAAUUUCUACCUAUGCGAACUGGACAUAAAGAAUAUAUUCGUGCUGGAUUUCUAUGGCGGACCACAUCAGGUCAGCGCCUCGGACUAUUAUGCAAUUCAAAUUUAAGCAUGGAUUAACGCAGCUCUAUAUGUAAAGCGCAUAAGUCUUUUGUCUACCAUCCAAGAAAGCAAUGUAUAUAAUGAUAAGCAAAUGUAUAUAAUCAACGAGCUUCCUCUUUCUCACUCAUUCUCUUUAUCUAUCGGACUUUGCUUGUGAUAAGGCUUAGCAAAAUAUUGACA
This is a messenger RNA of Drosophila hydei, 1111 nucleotides long. It is a transcript of the gene CREG, whose product is annotated as protein CREG1. The record is from RefSeq and is a predicted model, not a curated record. The transcript is spliced from 4 exons. NCBI's taxonomy places the organism in Eukaryota, Metazoa, Arthropoda, Insecta, Diptera, Drosophilidae. Bases 315 to 938 code for a protein of 207 amino acids.